Molecule: messenger RNA, 690 nt
Organism: Amphimedon queenslandica
Lineage: Eukaryota; Metazoa; Porifera; Demospongiae; Haplosclerida; Niphatidae
Product: protein transport protein sec31-like
Exons: 2
Coding region: 109-609 (166 amino acids)
Source: RefSeq, a predicted model, not a curated record
UGACUUUUAGAGCAAAACAAUGCUGAUGUGUCACUUUACUCUUGUAGCUGCUACUCACUACUGUCUAUUCUAGUAGAUAACUGCUGGUAUCUCAGUCUUGUGUGAAUAAUGGGAUUACUAAGUGUCCUCCUGCUACUAGUUGGCUUGAUUAAUACUGCUUACUGUCAAAGUUCUAGCAGUGAUGAUUUCGAUAAUAUAGGAAGCAUCAUUGGAGGAGUAUUUGCUGGAUUUGUCAUAUUAUUCUGCAUGGCAUACUGCGCGAUUUUAAUUUGCAUGUGUUGCUUUUUUGGUUUUGGAACUUAUGGUGCUGCUACUGCUGCUAGAAGGAUCCAUACUGGACCUGCUGCUACAGAAGUAACUUCUGGUGCCAUAGUAACUACUACUAAUACUAGUAAUGCUACUGCACCACCUCCUCCUACUUAUGAUCAACAGCUACCACCAGCAGUAGCUUAUCCUCCUGCUGGCUUUGAUGAAGAAAAAGCUCCUUAUCCACCACAGCAGGGAUAUCCUGCCCAGCCUGGCUAUCCACCACAGGAGGAGUAUCCCACAAAGGAAUAUGAUCAUCCACCACGAGGCUCUCCACCAGCCUAUUCAGCCCAUUUACAGUGACUAAAUGCCCAUGCUUGUAAUGUUAUUUAAUUCACGUUAAUUUUGUCUUUUUAAAAAAAUUAGUUCAUUUUUAAAAACGCU